GUUGUGUAGAAACCACUGCUGCUUCUUUUGUGGUCCAUUGGACCUCUUUUCCUUAAUUAAACCGCAGAAUACUUUAAGCCAAUUUUGGCGCAUAAAUUCAUCCUCCUCUCCCGGGCUUCUUCUCCUUAUUCUCCACAUCUCUCUCCUUUAAUCAGCUAAAGCAAAAUAGAGAAGAACCACACAAAAAAAAAUGGCUUCCACCAGCACCAAAAGCAGGAUACUGUUCAUCGGAGGGACGGGUUACAUCGGCAAGUUCAUCGUCGAAGCUAGCGCCAAAUCCGGCCACCCAACUUACGCUCUGGUCAGGGAAUCGACCCUUAAUAGCCCCAGAAGAUCCCAAAUCGUUCACUCCUUCAAAUCCCUGGGCGUCAGUUUCCUCAUUGGCGAUCUGCACGACCAUGGAAGCUUGGUAGACGCAAUGAAGCAGGUGGACGUGGUGAUCUCUACAGUCGGGCAUGGAAUGCUGUCCGAGCAGGUCAAGAUCAUCGCCGCCAUUAAAGAAGCUGGAAACGUCAAGAGGUUUUUCCCAUCGGAGUUUGGGAACGAUGUGGAUCGCGUCGAAGCAGUUGAGCCUGCGAAAUCGGCGUACGACGUUAAAGUCAGAAUCCGGCGAGCUGUUGAGGCCGCAGGGAUUCCGUUCACCUAUGUCUCCUGCAACAGCUUCGCCGGCUAUUUCCUCAGCAACUUGGCUCAGCCCUCCGGCGACGUGCCUCCCAGAGACAGAGUCAUCAUCUUAGGAGAUGGCAAUGCCAAAGCAAUUUAUAACAGGGAAGAUGACAUUGGAACUUAUACGAUUAGAGCGGUGGAUGAUCCGAGAACGUUGAACAAGCUUGUGUACGUAAGGCCGGCUAAGAACAUCUACUCGUUCAAUGAUCUGGUGGGUUUGUGGGAAAGGAAGAUUGGCAAGAACUUGGAGAGACUUUACAUUCCUGAAGAACAGGUUCUGAAGCUCACUAGAGGAGAUGUGAUGAUGGCGCUUAAGCACUCGAUUCUGGUGAAGGGAUGUCAGACCAGCUUUGAGAUCGAGGAAUCAUUUGGAGUCGAGGCGUCGAAGCUUUACCCAGAUGUCAAGUACACAACUGUUGAUGAAUACCUUAACCAGUUUGUCUAGAUUUAUUGCUAUACGAUCAUCUCUCCUUUUCAUUUCCUUGCUAGUUCGUUCCCAGUUGUAAGUUGUAACCCGGUAAUGUCUUCUGUCAACUAUUUUCCUUCUCUGCACUUUGUAUUCUGACGAGGAGAAUAAUACUACAAAUGAACUUUGUACUCCUUUCCUUCGGGUGAUUUGGAACACAAGCAUUGCUCACAGAAGGCAGAAGAAAUUGCUGUAGGCAUCUUGGGCAACUGUUUUGCAUAAUAACAGUUAGUAACGAAACAACUAUGUCGAAUUUCGGUUAAUGGGUCACGUUGAAUUCGUAUCCCUUAAUGCAAUAGGUAUAGUAGCUAGCAAAGCGAAGAAAACUGAGUAUACAGA
This is a messenger RNA of Linum trigynum, 1471 nucleotides long. Lineage: Eukaryota; Viridiplantae; Streptophyta; Magnoliopsida; Malpighiales; Linaceae. The record is from the annotation of a GenBank genome assembly.